Molecule: messenger RNA, 1122 nt
Organism: Penicillium roqueforti
Lineage: Eukaryota; Fungi; Ascomycota; Eurotiomycetes; Eurotiales; Aspergillaceae
Exons: 6
Coding region: 1-1122 (373 amino acids)
Molecular function (GO): dioxygenase activity
Source: RefSeq, a predicted model, not a curated record
AUGCCGGGCAAAUACAUUGAAAAAUAUGAUCAGGUCCCUGUGACCAAGGAAGACCUUGACUGGGCUGAGCUUAUCACACUGGACCUUACCCAGUAUGACCAACCUGGAGGAAAGGAAGAUCUUGUCAAGCAGCUCGAUCACGCUGUUAGAAAUGUUGGAUUCUUUUACGUUAAGAACUUUAACAUUAGCCAAGAAGAGAUCGACAACCAGUUCGCUCUAGGGCGGGAGUUCUAUGCCCUGCCACUUGAAGAGAAACUCAAGUUCCACAGCGCCAGUGAUCUUGAAAGAGGUGAAUAUAACUCUUACCGUCCUGCAGGGCACCGAAUCUUAGGAAAUGGCAUCAAGGAUAAUGUCCAGGUAUACAAUAUUCCAAAGUUCGACGGUUACCACGAGCGUCCCCAGCCCUCUGUCAUUGCCGAAAACAUUAAGGAGAUUGAAACUUUCAGUCGGAAAUGCCACACCGAAGUUGUUGAGAAGCUUCUCCGCCUCUUCGCAAUCCUGCUCGAGCUGCCAGACGAAGACCAACUAGUCCGCGACCACCAAUACGACCUCAAGGGCGAGGAUCAUCUGCGCUAUAUGCAUUAUGCAGCCCGCAGCGCUGAGGAUAACAAGAAGGUCGGUGAGCUCUACAGUCCCGGCCACACAGACUUGGGAACAGUUACUCUUCUGUUCCGACAACCGGUAGCUGCACUUCAGAUCCUGAACUCAGAGGGUCAAUGGAAGUGGGUCAAGCCCCAGGACGGGACCAUUACUAUCAACACAUGCGACGCCCUCACCGCGCUCACGGGUGGCUUGAUUAAGUCGAGUAUUCACCGGGUCCACGCACCCCCUGCUGACCAGGCUCAUAUUGAUCGAUUGGGUGUGUUGUAUUUUGCUCGCCCCAACAACCACGUUAUCCUUGACCCAAUUCAGAACAGCCCCCUCCUCCAGAGACUUGGCUUGACUACCAACGCGUUCACCGAACUUGGACAGCACCUGACGACUGAGCAGUGGGUUAAAGUUCGACAGACACAGCAGCAGCGAAAGAAUCGGGAUGUCAAGAUUUCUAGUGAGGGGAAAUACACCUAUAAGCCGAAGGAUCUCGAGAUCAUUCCUGGCCUCCAGGCGGCGAUCUACAACUAA